GCUGCUGGGCGGGGAGCUCUCUCGGCCGCCUGCCUCUCAGUGGGCUCAGCAUUCACUCUUGCGAGCGGUGUGUACAGCUGGCUCUCUGGGCUCCCGGAGCCCCGCUUGCUCCAAGCGCACUCCAGCAGUCCGUGUCUGCUCUUGCCCGGCUCGACGGCGACAUGGGUGUCCUCACCGUCCCAGAGGCCAGCAACCCGCGCUGGGGAACCCUGCUCCUCGCUAUUUUCCUGGCUGCAUCCAAAGGUCUGGCUACAGCCUUCAAGGUCACCACUCCAUAUUCUCUGUAUGUGUGUCCCGAGGGGCAGAACGCCACCCUCACCUGCAGGAUUCUGGGUCCCGUGUCCAAAGGGCACGAUGUGACCUUCUACAAGACGUGGUACCUCAGCUCACGGGGCGAGGUUCAGGUGUGCAAAGAACACCGGCCCAUACGAAACUUCACGGCGCAGCACCACCAUCAGCACCACGGAGGCCACCUGGCUGCCAAUGCCAGCCAUGACCAGGCCCAGACACAUGGGCUGGAGCUAGCUUCUGACCACCACGGUAACUUCUCCAUCACCCUGCACAAUGUGACCCUAAGAGACAGCGGUCUCUACUGCUGUCUGGUGAUAGAAGUCAAACACCGCCACCCAGAGCAACGGUUUUACGGGUACAUGGAGCUGCAAGUACAGACAGGCAAAGGCUCAGCGUCUGCAUGCACAGCGUACCAGUCUAACGAGCAGGACAGUGACAGCAUUACGGCUGCGGCCCUGGCCACGGGCGCCUGCAUCGUGGGAAUCCUCUGCCUGCCCCUUAUCCUGCUGCUGGUCUAUAAGCAGAGGCAGGUGGCCUCUCACCGCCGUGCCCAGGAGUUGGUGAGGAUGGACAGCAACACCCAAGGAAUCGAAAACCCAGGCUAUGAAACCACUCCACCCUUCCAGGGGAUGCCUGAGGCCAAGACUAGGCCUCCACUGUCCUACGUGGCCCAGCGGCAACCUUCUGAGUCAGGGCGGCACCUGCUCUCUGACCCCAGCACACCUCUGUCUCCUCCAGGCCCUGGGGAUGUCUUUUUCCCAUCCCUGGAUCCAGUCCCCGACUCCCCUAACUCUGAAGCCAUCUAAACCAGCUGGGGCGCCAUGGACCAUGGUACCUGGGUCAGGGACAGAUGCACUUGAUCUGUGGCUGGCCUUUUAACAGACCUUUAUUUAGGCACUGGCUCCAGCUUCCUUGCGCCUGCUCUGAGCCUCGACUCUGCUUUUACAAGAUACACGGACCCUCCCCUAUCACUUUCAGAUGCUACUCGGGGGAUCAGGGAGAAGGUGCUGGAUGGCUCAUUGCUGUUCUCAAGAUCUUGGGAUGCCGGAUUCUCCCUAGAGACUUGACUUCGCCAACCUCAGAUGUCAAAUGACCCGCAUCCUACAAACGUCCAGCUUGGCAACAGCCUUUCUUCAUGGAAACCAGCAGCCAGGCUGGGAUGAGGUAGGCACCUUGCCACCCUCCCAAGCAAGAGACUCCUACACACUGUGAGGGUGUGGCUGGUCUGCCUGUUUACCUAAGGAUACUCCUCUGUUGGCCUGACUCUAUCUAUCCCCUGGAUUCUGGAGCUUGACCGGCCUAUGCCCUACUCGAGGAGCUACCUCAGCAGCCUCCUGCCCUCAACCUGAGGGUCUGUCAACAGUUUAGUGACUCUGGGCUUGCAUUGCCUGUACGGCUGUCCACAGGGCUCAGUGGCCAGAAGCUCCGAAACAGGAAGUACAUGUUAGGUUCAGGAACCACAGUGAGCUCAUUAGUGUCUUGGGCAAAGUGAGGCCUGGACCAGUGGACAUGGAGGGUGGCAAGGGCAUGAUGGGGACGAUGAGGGGAGACGCAACUCCUUCCUGUCCUCGUCAUCCACCACUACCACUGUUCAGUGCGGAGCAAUGGCCAAGGUGACCGACCUCCACAGUGUCCUAAUGACGCUGGGCCACUUCUAAGUGUGAAGGAGAUGCUAUUAAAAACAGUAUGGGCAACGGCUGGGAACAGCUAUGAAUGGAUUGGAGGUACUGGCUGUAAGGCCCUGGGGGUGCAGGGCUUGGUAUGGGGGGGGGGGUUGUGCUAAGGGCCUAGGGAUCACUCUGCUUCUGAUCACUGUUCUUCCGAGCCUCACCUCAGGGUGACCUUCAGGCACACAGAAGAGCUUGUCCCUGCUCCGAUGCUACUCUUGGCUCUCAUCUCCAGUGUCUGGCAUGACCCGAGCACAUAAGGGGCGUCUUCAGAAAGGAUUUUAAAGCAUGAAGAGAAAGGGUAGUUCCUUUGAGGUAGGAAUGGGGCAGCUGAUGUCUGAGGGUGAGGAGGGAUACGGCUGGGCAAGUCACCCUCCAGUCUCCAGAGGGACAGAAGCCCCAGUACUGGGAGAGCAGCAGUCCAAUGGUACCAUUUGUCUUUCUGCAGUUUCCCCUGGCUGGGCUGAACUGGGCCUGGGUAGAAAAGCUCAUGCUUUGCGUCUGCAGGCAGGGAGAACCCCAUUCAUUCCCUGAGGACAGAUUGGGGGGGCGGGGGAGGGGAAGAGAGAGUUUCGGGCUGGGACGCAGCAAUAAGCUACCUGCUGGGAACCAGACAAGUUGUCUGAUAAGGUCCAAAAGCAUAGGCCCCGUGGGAUGCCAGGUAUGCCGGGGCUUGGGGAUGCCAGAGGCUUUAUAUCAUCAUCAUAGGAGUGUCGGGGUGGCCAGGACAUCAAAACCAGGACCCCUGUUUUAUCCUCAGGGUCCUUUCUUCUGCGCCAGCCAUUGUCGAGACUCUAUGCAGUUACUAUAGACAGAAUGUGUUGCUCUUUUGCCUUUGGGAAUAAUGGGCUGGUGAAGUGCCAGCUGAUUUGUGGCGGGGCAGUGGGUCCCGUCAAAGAAUAAAACCCACAGACCAGUAGUAUGAUGAGUAUAGCCUAUCCCCUGGGUGGGGGGAGCCUGACCUGUCUCCAGCCCUAAGCUUCAGACAUCACCACCCAAAUGACUUCUAAGAAUUUGACUGUGGGGACCCCUGCAAGGCUGCAGCUCCGUGGAAAGGAGAGGAAGCCCCUAGCAGAAAGCCACUCACUUCCUGCCCAGUUUCCUCCUAUAGGGCUCUAGUCUCUUCUUCUUGGGACCUUGCAAGCAAAGGCAUGUCAGCUUGGUGGUUUCCUGUUUUUGGUGAAGUUUUGUGUGGUUCGGGCUCUGUCUACAUCCAUGAACUUGGGUGCUACCAACUUGCUACUGUGGAGACAGUAGCAGGGUCUUGGGGUAGAAAAUAGAGGUGCCCUGAGGUACUAGCCCUUGGGGCAUAAGAGGGGGUGGUGGUGAGACACAGUGGGGCAACUGAGCUUCCUUCCAAAGAGGAGGGAGGAGCCCUGUAGCCUCAAGGGCCAGAUUGGGUUCCUGGUACUAGUAGAAGCCUAGAGAGGGAAGUCUGUAUUUUGAGGAGGUAAUUCAUCCCUAGGAAAUCCAUCAGAAAUUUGGAGGGGGUGCUUGAUCUAUCUCUGGAGGGUCUCUGCCUAUCUCUGAUGAAGCUUCUCUCUGCCACCACCCCCCACCCCGGGUCUGAGAUGGAAGGACCCAGUAGGAAAGGAUUCUGAUACAGCAGGGGCUUCUUGACAAGCCAGAGGGCCACUGGGAGCUGUUGUGGACCAAGCUGGCCCUCCUGGAGUGUACCUUGGACCAACUUCUCAAAAGAACAGCCUUGGGGCUACCCUACUUCUGCCUAGAAGAGGCGGAGAGCCCAGGAAGGGGCUAGCUCCUUCAAGAACUGCUGCUCCCUGGAGGAAGGACUUGGAGGAGGCAGCUAGGCUAAGGGCUGCUGAGAGCCCUUUGUCUCUCCUAACCUGGGCACUGUUAGGAUGCUACCUCCUGGAAAAGGCUUUCCUGGGUGUGAGCUGGCACAGCGCCCAAGCGCUGAACCUGCCACGGUGGGAGUUGAACUAAAAAUUUCUCAGGGAACUAAAAUAGGCAAAAGAGGAACUGGGGGACGGUGGGGGGGGUUGUGGGGGGGGGCGGUGCAAAAGUCUCUUGAAACAGACAGCCCAGUCUGAGUGCCAGUCCCAGACCACAGAGAAUACGGGCCAUCUGGCUCGUGCCCUGCAUACUCACUGCUUUGCCCUGGCACUUUCCUUCCCCACAAUGGAUGUGAGUCCUGGGAGGAUGAGGACUAAUGCCAGCCUUGGGAGCUGAUAGCUGACAGAGUCCUUGGGUAAAUGGGUUGAACCAGGACCUCAGAAUUCCACUCUGGGGAUCUAACUUUGUCUGGGCCUGCGAGGAUCUCCAUAAUGGCAUUAUUGCCAAGAGAUCUGAUCUGUCGGGUGUGGCUUCCUGGAAAAUAUGGUGAGAGGAAUUCUGAUAAGGAUACAGCUGAUAAGAAAGUGGGGAGAUCGAUUAGUAAUGCCUGCCAUGGACUUGGAGGAAGUGGCAGUAUGGAUGCCACAUCUUAAUCUUUUUUUUUUUUUUUUCGUUGUUAAAAUAUGCUUCCCAAAAGAUUUCCAUGUGUGUUUUUGUUUCUUUGACAUCUUUCUCCAUGUCAGUUUUGAAAGCCUUUCGGUGCGUAUAUGUAUGAAGUAUACAUGUGUAUAUGUUUUUUGUGUGUGCAUAUGAAAGCCAGAAAUCACCAGUGGGUGUCUUCCUUCAUUCCUUUGCAAUGUAUUUUUUUAAAUAUUUAUUUCCUUUAUGUUUUGCCUGAAUGCAUGCAUAGGUGCCAUGUGCAUGCCUGUUGGAACACUUGAAACUGGAGUUAUAGGUGGUUAUGAGCUACAACAUGAGGGCUGGGAAUCAAACCCAGGUCUUCUGCAAGAGCAACAACCUAAAAGACAGCUCUUAACUACUUGAACUCUCUUUCCAGCUCC
Messenger RNA from Arvicanthis niloticus (Nile rat), 4816 nucleotides. RefSeq names its product V-set immunoregulatory receptor (gene Vsir). Lineage: Eukaryota; Metazoa; Chordata; Mammalia; Rodentia; Muridae. The record is from RefSeq and is a predicted model, not a curated record. Gene Ontology annotation, cellular component: plasma membrane. Gene Ontology annotation, biological process: negative regulation of alpha-beta T cell activation; regulation of immune response.